Messenger RNA from Anopheles maculipalpis, 3203 nucleotides. RefSeq names its product dual specificity tyrosine-phosphorylation-regulated kinase mbk-2-like. Lineage: Eukaryota; Metazoa; Arthropoda; Insecta; Diptera; Culicidae. The transcript has 2 exons. Gene Ontology annotation, cellular component: nucleus. Gene Ontology annotation, molecular function: ATP binding; protein serine/threonine/tyrosine kinase activity; protein serine/threonine kinase activity. The record is from RefSeq and is a predicted model, not a curated record. Bases 43 to 3198 code for a protein of 1051 amino acids. Gene Ontology annotation, biological process: peptidyl-threonine phosphorylation; peptidyl-serine phosphorylation.
GUGGUGGUCGCUCCGGUCAACGUUCGGCAUCCUCCGAGGAGCAUGUUGGUAGCGAGCAGUCGUCUGUUCGCGCACUGUGAUGUCGUAGAUAUGGACUGUAACGCUGGCAGUAACAGUAACGGCAGUGGCAGCAACAGUAACGGUGCUAACGGUGUCGGCAGCAACCUCUUCACCCGCCAGCACUCACUGACGGGCGGUAACAACGGGUACUCCUUGCUGUUGGCAAGCGGUUCAUCCAUCGUGCCACCGGCCACCAACGCUACCUCCCUCCGGUGCGACAAGGUGAACGGAAAUACGUCGAUUCUGGCCAGCAAUAGUGUUGUUGGUGGAGGAGGAAGUAGUAACAAUAUUAGCAACAUUGGUGGUCCAUCGUCGGGUGGGUUGGUGACGUUUCAACCGACGUUGAUUGGAGCACCGUCGGCAGCGCUUAAGACGUCCUCACUAACGUCAUCCGCCAUUUUGUUCGGUGGAAGUAGUGGGAAUUUGAGUAGUAUCGCGGGAAAAUCGACCGCCGGUACGCAUAAGUGGAUCGGAUCACUGUGUGAUGGUGCUACCUCGAUCGGGUACAGUAGCGGUAGCAGUGGUAAACUGAAUCAACAGUUACACUUCCAGCAACAUCCGCAACAGCAGCAGCAACAACAACAGCAGCAAUUGCAUUUGUUACAGCAGCAACAGCAGCAGCAUCAGAACAAACAUCAUCAUCCUCAUCUGUCGCAGCAGCAUCAUCAUCAUCAUAGCUUACCGGUGACUAGUAGUGGGAAUACUGUUGGUUCCAACAUGCUCGACAGUCUCACGUUUCGGUUGUGCGAUGUGGACGGUGCGGUGAGUAGCACUAUGUCCAACCCGAACGGUGCCGUUGGUGGUAAUGGAGCAAACAAUGGCGCUUCCACUAAUGGAAGUACGGGCGGCGGAAGCAUCUUGAUGGUGGUACCAUCCCAAACCGGGAGCGGGAAACAGUCACAUUCCUCGGGUAUUAAUGCCGGCGGUGGGGAAAGACUUUCCUACGCCGCCCACGAUCAUCAACAUCAGCAAAAGAUGGUGGCCCAACAUCACCAUCAGCAGCAGCAGCAACACAGCAGCAAUACUAGUAGUAGCAGUAGUAAUAAUAGUGCAGCAAUUGCGGCUGGCACUGACGUACCGAUUAACUAUAGCAAAAUGACGCGCAUCAGCAAAAUGGGACUUAGUGCGGAUGCGGCACAUCAGCAGCAUCAUCAUCAUCACCAUCAUCAUGAUAGUUCGGCGUCCGUUUCGAUCCUCCCGACAUCUUCGUCCGCUGCGGUGGCACAACAGCAACAGCAAGUGCUCCACAAGCAGCAGCAACAGCAGCAUCAGCUACAUCAUCUUCGUAGUACGGUCGGUGGAAGUAGUGGAAAUGUCGCGAAAGGGAACGAUUCUUCAGCGGCCGUUAGUUACUGUAAGGUAACGCGAAUCGGUAACAUAACGCUACUCGAUCCGGAAGAUCAAAACAUGCUACAGACGCAUAUGCUGGGGAACAGUAGUAAUAGCAGUACUACGGGCGGUAGUAGCAGUGGCAGCAGCAGCAACAACACGAUCAAAAAGGAUGAGGUGAGCCUAACGAAGGUGGCAAAGUUGGGACAUUCGGUUGAUCAGAAGGUGUGUGAUUUGCAGCAACAUUUUAUACAGCAUCAUCAGCAUCAGCUACAGCAAAUGCAACAUCAGCAGCAACAGCAGCAGCAACAACAAGUAUCUCAAAAGCAACAGCAAGGAAAGGACCAACAGCAGGGUAGUAGUAAUGGUGGCGAAGAGGUACGAAUAACGGAAAGUUUGGCACCGUUCGAGGUGUUGCGGCUGUACAUGGACAAGCUGACGCAGUACGAACAUCACGAAAUCUACAACUAUCCGCGCAUUUACUUUAUCGGUGCAAAUGCAAAGAAACGGCGUGGUGCUGGCAAUUCCGAUUACGACAACGAGCAAGGUUCGUACAUUCAUAUCGCACACGAUCACAUAGCGUACCGGUACGAGGUGCUAAAGAUUAUCGGCAAGGGUAGCUUCGGGCAGGUGGUAAAGGCGUACGAUCAUCGCAACUUUCAGCACGUGGCGCUGAAGAUGAUACGCAACGAGCAGCGAUUCCACCGGCAAGCGCAGGAAGAGAUCCGCAUACUGAAGCAUCUCCGGGCGCAGGAUCGCUACAAUUCGAUGAACAUCAUCCAUAUGUACGAUAGUUUUGUGUUCCGUAAUCAUAUGUGCAUCACGUUCGAGCUGCUGUACAUCAAUCUGUACGAGUUGAUAAAGAAAAAUAAAUUCAAAGGCUUCAGUAUGCAGCUGGUGCGGAAGUUUACGCAUUCGCUGCUCAAGUGCCUGGACGCGCUGUACAAGAACAAGAUCAUCCAUUGUGAUAUGAAGCCGGAAAACAUACUGCUCAAGCAGCAGGGCCGUUCCGGCAUCAAGGUAAUCGAUUUUGGUUCUUCCUGCUUCGAGAACGAGCGUGUCUACACGUACAUACAGUCGCGGUUUUACCGUGCGCCGGAAGUGAUUCUAGGUGCUAAGUACGAUAUGGCGAUCGAUAUGUGGUCUCUCGGAUGUAUUGUGGCGGAGCUGUACACCGGAUCGGCACUGCUACCCGGUGAAGACGAGUACGAUCAGAUGGCUUGCAUAAUCGAACUGCUUGGGAUGCCUCCGCUAAAGUUACUGCACAAUGCUCGGUGGCCAUCGAGAUACUUUGCGUACGAUGGGGAUGAUCAGUUCCCGCACUAUUGCUCGCUGAGCUUCCGCGAGGAUGGGCGGGAAGAAAUACAGGGCAGUUACAGUAAGCGGGGACGAUAUCGCGGUGCACCCGGCACUCGGGAUCUAGCCAAGGUGCUAAACUAUUGUGACGAAUUGUUUUUGGACUUUGUAAAGCACUGUCUACGGUGGGAUCCUAAGCGACGCAUGACACCCCAGGAAGCUCUCAAUCAUAACUGGUUCCACCGGAUGUUGCCACAGUCGCCGCAGGUCGUGAAGGUUAGUGAUGGAGGAGGUUCCGAGUCGGCUGCUUCCACCACGGUUAGCAGCGGAGGGACGACGGCCGGUGGGAGUUCGUCCCAUUCGACGGCCACUUCGAUCAGCAAACAGCUAAGCUCGUCUAUGGUUAGCGGUGGUGGUGGAGUUGGGCUCGGUGGAGGCAUGGAAAGCAAUCCGGGUGGAAGUCUAGCGGCUGCUGGUGCCGCCGGCAUUGGAAGCAUUUCGAUGGGAUCCUAGCAGAA